Molecule: messenger RNA, 652 nt
Organism: Plutella xylostella (diamondback moth)
Lineage: Eukaryota; Metazoa; Arthropoda; Insecta; Lepidoptera; Plutellidae
Source: RefSeq, a predicted model, not a curated record
AACAAACUAAAUUGUUUUUUUUUAAUCAAACCUUGAUCUACGUACGCGAAUGUUAGUGUGUAUUCGGUCAUGUCUCUGAAUUGGUCAGUUCUGACGCGAUUAAUUAUUGUGCUAUCUCUUAUAAUUGUUAAUAACUAUGCUAAGCAAUACUACAUAGAGCUGGAGCGCUCGGAGCUGGCGUCGCUGGACACGCGGUUCCUGGAAUACUUCAACGUGUCGGCGCGGCGGCGCGCGCGGCGCGGGCCCGUGGUGCUGGCCGGCGGCAUGCGCAUACUGUACCCCGCGCAGAACAAUGUCACGCUCCGAAUGCUGCUGCUCGAGAAGCACAAGACGGGCUACCGGCCCACGCCGCUCGACGUCAAGUACAAGCUGUGCGAGCUGCGCACCAAGGACAAGUACUUCCUGCCGGCCAUACAGCGGUUCUCGCCACAGGAUCUGAGCAAGUGCCCGUUUCUGGGAGUAAUAGAAAUAAAGGAGAUGACCUUCGAGCCCAAGAUGCUCCCCCUCAAGUACUUCCCGUACCAGCACGUGCGGCUGGACCUGACGUGGACCGCCACCGCCACCGGCCAGCUGCUGCUGCACUACUCCGUGUAUCUCAAGAUCUCCGAGCAGCCGUGAAUGAGGGUUUUGAGUAAAGGGAUGGAGGAAGUUA